Messenger RNA from Racocetra persica, 164 nucleotides. The record is from the annotation of a GenBank genome assembly. NCBI's taxonomy places the organism in Eukaryota, Fungi, Glomeromycota, Glomeromycetes, Diversisporales, Gigasporaceae.
CAUGUAUAAAAUGGCUUGAAAACAAUAAAGAAGACAUUAAAAAAAACAAUAAAGAAGACAUUGAAGAAGAAAACAUUAUUGAAGAAGAUAGUAUCGAAGAAGAUAGUAUUGAAGAAGAUAGUGUCGAAAAAGACAAUAUUAAAAAAGAUAGUAUAGAAGAAUAA